GAAACGAUUGGUAUCUUAGCAACUAAACCUAGCAACUGGGGAAUCACCGCGUACCGUGGGGCACUGCUGAAAGGCCUCGGAAACUUUGCGCUCACGUCUAGCAGUUCCCAGCCUCCUGGGGAAGGGGCGAGUCAGUCGCCUUCCUUGCCAGGGACUCUGGAAGCCUCUCAUUCUGGUGAAAGUAGGAGGCAGCCUAGGACCAGAGGCCUUUCCUGGAGAAAAGGCUGACAUGCCCGUCCUAUAUGACAGAUUGCUGAAGCUAAAGGAAAUGUUUAACUCUAAGUUUGGAUCCAUUCCCAAGUUUUAUGUUCGAGCACCAGGAAGAGUCAAUAUAAUAGGAGAACAUAUAGACUACUGUGGAUAUUCUGUUCUUCCUAUGGCUGUAGAACAAGAUAUGUUAAUAGCUGUGGAACCUGUGAAAACACACAUUCUACAACUGGCCAAUACAAAUCCCUUGUAUCCGGACUUCAGUACUAACGCUAAUAACAUUCAGAUUGACAAAACCAAGCCUCUGUGGCACAACUAUUUCCUGUGUGGAUUUAAAGGAAUUCAGGAACACUUUGGUCUUAGUAACCUGACAGGAAUGAAUUGCUUGGUAGAUGGAAAUAUCCCACCAAGUUCUGGCCUCUCCAGCUCCAGUGCUUUGGUCUGUUGUGCUGGCUUGGUGACGCUCACAGUGCUGGGAAUGAACCUAUCCAAGGGCCUAAAAACACCAAACCUCAUCAGCAUUAACAACUACACAAAACUGGGAGGCACAGCCGUUGGGUGGAUGGGCUCAGAUUCAUUUAGCCCUUCCAGAGCUUGGGUGGAACUUGCGGAAAUCUGUGCGAAGAGCGAGCGUUAUAUUGGCACUGAAGGAGGAGGCAUGGACCAGUCUAUAUCAUUUCUUGCAGAAGAAGGGACAGCCAAGUUGAUAGAAUUUAGUCCCCUGAGGGCAACUGAUGUGAAACUCCCAAGUGGAGCAGUGUUUGUGAUUGCCAACAGUUGUGUGGAAAUGAAUAAGGCAGCAACUUCCCACUUCAAUAUCAGGGUGAUGGAGUGUCGGCUGGCUGCAAAGCUCCUGGCUAAGCACAAAAGCUUGCAAUGGGACAAAGUACUGCGGCUGGAGGAGGUGCAGGCAAAACUAGGGGUUAGUCUGGAAGAAAUGCUUUUGGUCACAGAGGAUGCCCUUCAUUCUGAACCCUAUAGCCCCGAGGAGAUCUGCGAGUGUCUGGGAAUUAGCCUGGAAGAAUUCCGCACCCAAAUCCUGAGCCCAAACACUCAAGAUGUGCUCACCUUCAAACUCUAUCAGCGGGCAAAGCACGUGUUCAGCGAGGCCGCGCGAGUGCUCCAGUUUAAGAAGAUAUGUGAAGACGCACCUGACAACAUGGUCCAGCUGCUGGGAGACUUGAUGAACCAGAGCCACAUGAGCUGCCGAGACAUGUAUGAGUGCAGCUGCCCUGAGCUGGACCAGCUGGUGGACAUCUGUCGGAAGUUUGGAGCUCAAGGGUCACGACUUACUGGAGCAGGAUGGGGAGGCUGCACAGUAUCAAUAGUACCUGCUGACAAGCUGCCCAGCUUCCUAGCAAAUGUGCACGAAUCUUACUACCAGAGGAGUGAUCGAAGCUUAGCACCGGAGAAACAGAGUUUGUUUGCUACUAAACCUGGGGGUGGGGCUUUGGUUUUCCUGGAGCCCUAAACAAUGUAAAACAUCUCAGAGAAACUAUUUGGGGCAUUUAGGAACUGGCAGGACUUCCCAUGCCACAGUAAAUUAAUCCUCUUUCUGUUUUGUAUUAUGAUGAACAGUUGCUAUUAUCAAGAUGUAUUUCCAAAGAAAUGGUUGAAAGCUCUCUAGGCUUCAUAAUGAUUAUUUUUCCAUCUUAAAAUAUGUUUGUACUAUUACAAGCCAAGAUUAUGCUUGGGCAGAUCUUUUAAGAAUGAUUUACUGAGAUUUAUUGAUUUGAAGAUUUUAAAGAUGAAUGGUAAAACACAUUCAAUACUGACUUCAUGGAUUGGACUUGAAUUAAACAUACUGCUACAAUUAAACUGAUACAACUGAACUGUA
This is a messenger RNA of Lemur catta (Ring-tailed lemur), 2044 nucleotides long. RefSeq names its product galactokinase 2 (gene GALK2). Gene Ontology annotation, molecular function: ATP binding; galactokinase activity. Gene Ontology annotation, biological process: carbohydrate phosphorylation; galactose metabolic process. The coding region runs from base 230 to 1678 and encodes 482 amino acids. NCBI's taxonomy places the organism in Eukaryota, Metazoa, Chordata, Mammalia, Primates, Lemuridae. The record is from RefSeq and is a predicted model, not a curated record. The transcript has 11 exons. Gene Ontology annotation, cellular component: cytosol; cytoplasm.